GGCCACACUGCAGUCACUGGUCCCCGGUGCAUCCGGUGCUUCGUCUGGCAUCUCUGGCGCCACUUGUACGUACGAUGCUAAAGUUUAGAUAAAAAUGGACAACGAGAAAACUACCAUGCUUGCGGUUCUGCAGCUACUUCGGAAGUAUAAUCUGAAGGGAACGGAAGAACUAUUUCGAAAAGAAGCGAAUCUAACAGAUAUCUCUCCGGAUGAAGCUCAGCAAACUGAUUCCGAAGUAAACAGUGUACUCUCUGCAUACAAAAGCGAGGGAGACCCUGCACUCUACGAAAAAGCAUACAGCGAACUAAAAAAAUUUGUAGAGGGUUCUCUAGAUAUAUACAAGCAUGAAUUGGGCACAAUAUUAUACCCAGUCUUGGUACACAUGUAUCUCGAAUUGGUUUAUAAUAAUCAUUCGGAGGAAGCAAAACAACUUCUAGAGAAAUUUGGCGGGAAUCUGGAAGAAUAUUAUCAGAAUGAUUUGAAAAGAUUGUCUAACGUUACCAGACGCGAACAGAUGGCCGGAAACGAGUUAACUGAUACUUUUAAAUCCAAUCAGUUUAUAAUCAGGAUGUCGAGGGAUACCCUUUCUAUAUUAAAACGACAUUUACAAGAAAAAAAACACAGUGUGUUAUUAAACAUCAUACAAGAACAUCUUUAUUUUGAUAUGUACGAAGGAGUAGCUAGAAAUAAACAACAAAUCGAUGCUACAUCGGGCGCGGUAGUCGGAGAGGCGACCAGGCAAGAUAAUAAGGCAAAAGUAUAUUAUGGACUUCUGAAGGAACCAGACAUCCAAUGCGUGCCUCCGACCGAAGAAGAGGAGGACGAUACAGGCGGUGCAGAUGGAGACAAACCAAAAAAGAAAAAGGCUAAGAAAGAUCCUUUAUUUUCAAAGAAAACCAAAUCAGAUCCGAACGCACCACCCGUCGGUAGAAUGCCUUUGCCCAAUUUAAAAGACGCUGAUAAAUUGGAGAAGGUAAAAGCUCUAAGGGAAGCAUCGAAACGCGUGGUGCUUGGUCCAGACACCUUACCCUCUAUCUGCUUUUACACGCUUCUGAACGCUAUUCAUACUGUAACAGCGGCGGAAGUGGCAGAGGACUCGAGUUUACUGGCCAUCGGAUUCAGUGACUCUAGUAUAAAAGUGUGGACGUUAAUUCCACAGAAAUUAAGACUGAUGAAAACCGGCGAACAAUUACAGGACAUCGACAGAGAAGCAGAUGACGUGUUGGUGAGAAUGAUGGAUGAUCGUACAGCGGAAUCGUCAAGGUCUCUGUACGGACAUAACGGUCCCGUGUAUAGUUUGUCAUUCAGUCCAGACAGAAAUCUUCUUCUCUCAUCGUCGGAAGAUAGCACAGUCAGACUAUGGUCCCUACAUACAUGGACGUGUGUCGUAUGCUACAAGGGACAUUUGUUCCCAGUGUGGUGCGUCAGAUUUUCGUCUCACGGUUAUUAUUUCGCUACGUCUUCUCACGACAAAACUGCCAGGCUCUGGGCAACCGAUUCCCAUCAGCCUCUUCGGAUAUUUGCCGGUCAUUAUUCGGACGUAGAUGUAGUACAGUUUCAUCCAAACUCGAACUACGUGGCGACCGGUUCCAGCGACAUGACAGUAAGAUUAUGGGACUGCGUAACCGGUAGCCAAGUCAGAUUAAUGACGGGUCACAAAGCCCCAAUUUACUCCCUUGCUUUUUCCGCAGAAGGUCGGUUUCUAGCAUCCGCUGGAGCAGAUCAUCGCGUUUUAGUUUGGGAUCUGGCACACGGCCAUCUUGUCGCUGCUUUAUCCAAUCAUUCUGGAACCAUUCAUUGUUUGACGUUCAGCAGGGAUGGGAAUAUAUUGGUCUCAGGAUCGUUGGACUCCACGAUUAAACUGUGGGAUUUUACGAAACUUGCGGAGGAAAUGAGUUUAGAGGACGUGAACGUGUCUCACAAUCCGGAUGUAAAGACAAACGCGGAAGCGUAUCUUUUGAGGACUUUCCCGACGAAAAACUCCCCCGUCCUUGCGUUACAUUUUUCCAGAAGAAAUUUAUUAUUGGGUAUUGGCAUGUUCGAAUCCACGUAACCAACGUAGUCGUUCCUCGUCG
This is a messenger RNA of Colletes gigas, 2075 nucleotides long. RefSeq names its product transcription initiation factor TFIID subunit 5 (gene Taf5). NCBI's taxonomy places the organism in Eukaryota, Metazoa, Arthropoda, Insecta, Hymenoptera, Colletidae. Gene Ontology annotation, cellular component: transcription factor TFIID complex. Gene Ontology annotation, biological process: transcription initiation at RNA polymerase II promoter. The transcript is spliced from 12 exons. The record is from RefSeq and is a predicted model, not a curated record. The coding region runs from base 95 to 2053 and encodes 652 amino acids. Gene Ontology annotation, molecular function: protein binding; RNA polymerase II general transcription initiation factor activity.